This is a messenger RNA of Lottia gigantea (owl limpet), 1398 nucleotides long. RefSeq lists its product as hypothetical. Gene Ontology annotation, biological process: brassinosteroid biosynthetic process; sterol biosynthetic process. The transcript has a single exon. The record is from RefSeq and is a predicted model, not a curated record. Gene Ontology annotation, molecular function: oxidoreductase activity, acting on the CH-CH group of donors, NAD or NADP as acceptor. The coding region runs from base 1 to 1398 and encodes 465 amino acids. NCBI's taxonomy places the organism in Eukaryota, Metazoa, Mollusca, Gastropoda, Lottiidae. Gene Ontology annotation, cellular component: endoplasmic reticulum membrane.
AUGUCGAAAAGCCAAUCUGGAGACGUUCUAACGAAUGGGUUCAGUGAAUAUAAAGAUGGAUAUGAAAAACUAAGCCAAAGCACUUGUCACCAAUUUUUGCGCCGACAUUUGAAUAAUACUGUGAUCCCAAUAUUACUGAUAUGUUUUGUACCCAAUCUUGUCAUAUUCUUGUGGUUUACGGCCGUCAAAUGCAAUGGAAGUUACUUAAAAAUGUUGGAAGUCUUCUCUGGAGUUUCUGUGUUCGAUGGGCUCUAUUCGAUUUGGAGUCAAGUAAGGUUUGGCAGUUGGACAACUUCUAGUAUUCUUAUUGGUUAUUGUGUGUACGCUCUGGCCAUGAUGAAGCUUCUUCCAGGUAAACGUGUAGAAGGACCUGUUACCCCAAAAGGAAAUGUACCCGUUUAUAAAGACAAUGGUUUUUUGUUUUACAUUACCACUAUGGGUUUGUUUGCCAUAUUGACAGUUGUGCUAAAACAAUUUGGAUCCAGUCCCACUAUUGUUUAUGAUAGGUUUGACGAAGUAUUGACAACUCUAAACAUCUUUAGCUUUGUGUUCUGUUGGUUCUUGUAUAUCAAAGGAUUAUUUGCACCGUCUACAACUGAUAGCGGAACAACCGGCAAUGUAAUCCUUGAUUAUUAUUGGGGCACAGAACUAUAUCCUCGCAUAUUUGGCUUUGAUAUUAAAACAUUCACUAAUUGUCGAUUCGGCAUGAUGGUGUGGGCUUUACUGGUCUCAAUUUUCGCGCUCAAAAGCUACGAACUACAUGGAUUUGUGGACAGUAUGUUUGUAUGCGCAACUUUGCAGCUCAUCUACAUCACCAAGUUCUUUUGGUGGGAAGCUGGCUACCUGAAAACAAUUGAUAUCAUGUUAGAUCGAGCUGGAUUUUAUAUUUGUUGGGGAUGUUUGGUAUACGUUCCCGGACUGUACACAUCUGUUAGUCUGUAUAAUGUAAACCAACCCGUACAUCUCGGACCAUUGUUAACUUCUUUGUUCUUGGGGAUGGGUAUAGUCAGUAUUUACAUCAAUUAUCAAGCAGAUGAACAGAAACAACAAGUGCGGUAUGCAAAUGGUAAUUGCCUUGUUUGGGGAAAGAAACCUGAAAUCAUCCGAGCAACCUAUCGCCUAGAAAAUGGCGACAAGAAAGAGAGCAUUCUGUUAGCUUCCGGUUGGUGGGGUUUGUCACGACAUUUUCAUUACAUUCCAGAAAUUAUGUUGGCUUUCUGUUGGACCAUACCAUCACUUUUAUAUAACUUAAUGCCGUAUUCCUACGUCAUUUUUCUAGUCAUAUUAUUGACACACAGAAGCUUCCGGGAUGAUGAAAAAUGUGGAAACAAAUAUGGUGUCUUUUGGCGGGAAUAUUGUCAAAAAGUCCCACAUAGAAUCGUCCCUGGACUAUUUUAG